AUGAGAGGAACAUUGCUCGGAAGGAGCGUGAGCAAUCGUGUGUCGGCAGGUGGAAGAGACGAGACGCAGCCCGGCUCUGGAGCUGUGGCGGCUGGAGCACGGCUGGCGGCUGUCGCGGCGCGCCUCAACGCGUUGCCUGACGCCGAGCUCGGCGCCGGCGCAGGCGCAGAGUCCGCCACCGACGCCAGCGACUCCGCGGCGCGCGACGCCGUGCACCAGCUGCGCCUCCACCGCGCGCCACAGCGGGCCGUCGAGCACGAGGAGUUCAUCGCCAACAUGAACCGCCAGGCGCUCAUCAGAUACGAAAUGGAAAUUCUGAUGAAGAAAGAAGCAGAAGCUGAGGAAGAAAUUAAAAACUUAGCCGAUAAAGUCAACGAGCUGCAAGAGUUAUAUAAGGCCCAGGAUGAGCUAUUAGGUUCGCUGUUCGGCGAGAGCCACGGCAGCGAGGAGGAGGAGGCGGCGGAGGAGCAGCUGGAGCAGGCGCGCAGCUACCGCGACACGCUGGCCGGCGCUCACCUCGAGUGGCGAGACGCGGCCGCGCUCGCAGCAGACGCCGUCCUCAGCCUCGAGAACGCUACGCGCGCCUGGCUCGAGCUCGACUCCCAGCCUGAAGACAACCGUUUCACGCUGGCAGUGUCAGCACGCAACUCGCUGCUAGAGGCUGUGGUAUACGUGUCUCUGGCCCAGGCACUUCUGCCGGGUGUUCAGUUUCCCUACUGUACGCCUCGGGAUCUCCUCACUGUCAGUCAGGCGCUGGUGUACAUGUUAACUGACAUGCAGAUACCUGAACGCUAUGACUACGCUUCAGAAGUCUUCAAUAACUUCCUCGACCGCACGAAGCAGUUCUCCAAAUGGACUCAGCAGACAAUGGACGACACACUGAAACGAGACCUUGACGAUGUGGAGAAGAAAGUGGAAGAAACUGCUGCUCGGUUGAGAAAUAUUAGAAUGGAUCUCAUCAGAAAAAAGUUCGGGCAAAGCAGCGACCCAUACGAAUCAGAAGAUAUCUCACGAGUGAUAAAUGGGGAAGCACCUCUCUUCGUAACAAUGGAGGGCGGGUCGGCGGCGCGCCGGCGGCUGACGCACUCGGCGCUGUUCUCGCAGUCUGCGGCCGAGGCGCCGCAGCUGUACGGCCCCGCGCUGGGCGACUUCCGCGACAAGCUGGCGCUCCGGCGCCGCGACUGGUCCAGCAAGAAGCUCGAGCAGGCGCACAUGGCGCGCUGGGCCAACAAGUAG
Schistocerca nitens (vagrant locust) is the source of this 1236-nucleotide messenger RNA. RefSeq lists its product as uncharacterized. The record is from RefSeq and is a predicted model, not a curated record. The coding region runs from base 1 to 1236 and encodes 411 amino acids. Lineage: Eukaryota; Metazoa; Arthropoda; Insecta; Orthoptera; Acrididae. The transcript has 9 exons.